AUGAAAGCCAUCCAAAUCCCAAAAUACGUCGAGUCCUUCUCAGAGCUUCAGGUCACAGACAUUCCCGCCCCGAUACCUAACAUCCAAAACGACGAAGUCCUAGUCACCAUUACGCACAGCGCCCUGAACCACGUCGACCUUCUCUACGCGCGCGGCCUCCACCAGAACAACCAUGUCGGGCUAGUCAAACCUUCAUUCACCCUUGGACUGGAAUUUGCCGGCGUCGUGGCUUCAGCUUCGGCCAGGUCGGGCUUCAACCGCGGCGACCAAGUCUGGGGAUCCAGCGUCGGCGGGUUCGCGGAACAGAUCGCCGUCCCGGCCUCCGCGCUGCACAGAGUACCCUCGGGCUGGACACUGCAUGACGUCGCGGGCCUAGGUGCCGCCACUGCGCCGGUGAGUUACGGCGCUCUCGUCCGAGUCGCUCGGGUCCAGGCCGGACAGACGGUUCUGGUUCACGCCGCGGCAGGGGGCCUGGGGGUUGUCGCUGUGCAAAUCGCUCACGCGCUGGGUGCGAAGGUGAUCGCGACGGUCGGUAGUCAGGAGAAGGCUGAAGUGGUUAGGAAGCUGGGUGUGGCUGGUGGAGUACUAGUGGUCCGCUAUGAUCGAGACGGCUGGGAGAAGGAAGUGCUGAAGAUGACGACGGACGGUCGUGGUGUGGAUGUGGUGUAUGAUACGGUUGGGCUGGUGGAGAAGAGUAUCAGAUGUCUCAGGUUUAGCGGGAGUGUUGUCAUUGCCGGGUUUGCUGGACGGGGUGGGCGAAUGGAGACGUUGGCGAUGAAUCGUGUCUUGCUGAAAGGUGCGAAGUUGAUGGGAUAUAGAUAUGGUGAGACGGGACGACGCGACCCGCAAGAGAAUGAAGAGGUGUGGAAGGGGUUCAACGAGAUGCUGGAGACCGGCCAGAUUCGGCCUGUGAUCUAUAAAACGUAUCUGGGUCUGGAGAGCGUUCCCGGUGCGAUGGACGACCUUGCUGCUAGGAAGGUAUGGGGGAAAGCAGUUGUUGAGCUCCGAUCACCACAGACGGCGAAACUGUGA
This is a messenger RNA of Capronia coronata CBS 617.96, 1032 nucleotides long. RefSeq lists its product as uncharacterized. NCBI's taxonomy places the organism in Eukaryota, Fungi, Ascomycota, Eurotiomycetes, Chaetothyriales, Herpotrichiellaceae. Gene Ontology annotation, molecular function: oxidoreductase activity. The coding region runs from base 1 to 1032 and encodes 343 amino acids. The record is from RefSeq and is a predicted model, not a curated record. Gene Ontology annotation, cellular component: mitochondrion. The transcript has 2 exons.